This is a messenger RNA of Hyaloscypha bicolor E, 4314 nucleotides long. Its product is annotated as heavy metal translocatin. The record is from RefSeq and is a predicted model, not a curated record. Gene Ontology annotation, molecular function: P-type divalent copper transporter activity; ATP hydrolysis activity; ATP binding. NCBI's taxonomy places the organism in Eukaryota, Fungi, Ascomycota, Leotiomycetes, Helotiales, Hyaloscyphaceae. Gene Ontology annotation, biological process: copper ion homeostasis; monoatomic cation transport. Bases 412 to 4101 code for a protein of 1229 amino acids. Gene Ontology annotation, cellular component: membrane. The transcript has a single exon.
ACACAACCUGAUUCGUGAAGCGCGAGUUCCAAGGCUGCGCUGUUUGUGCGCGAUCGCCGAUGAGUCAAAACAGACAUCACACCACCCAAUGAUGAAAGGCGUAUGCUUCAUCUACAGUACGGCCAUGCGCGGUGACAAGGGAGUGGCUGGGCUCAGCAUGGUUCGGUGGUUUGUAAUUGCGAUAUUUGUGCGUUUUCUCGGUCAGCGUCAGGUCGAGCCUCGAACCUUCCCUCGAGGAGAUUUUCAAGGGAGUUGAGCACAGAAAAGAUUCCGCAUGCGACUUCCCAUAUCUCCCCAAAUUCACUGAUCUAACGACGCCUUUAAAAGAACAAUUCACUUCCUUGCCCAUAUCACACACCCAACAGAGCCCUCCUCCUUUCCACUGUCAGGCGGAAGCGACGACUUGAAACAAUGGAGCAACCCAAGAACCCAGCCACUCAGCUCGAGACCAGCACGACGACGGUAUUGAUACGCAAUCUUCAUUGCCCAUCCUGCGUAUCGAACAUCAACGAUGUCCUUUCCACUCUUGAUCCGAAGCCGCUGUCGGUUUCUAUCUCCAUCGUGUCUCAAACCGUUGUGGUCCAGCACACACUGUCUUUGCCGGUUGAGAAUAUCGCACACGCGCUUAGGGAAGCUGGCUUCGAAAUAGACAGUAUAAUUCCAGAUCAUAUUACCGAGUCCGAUGGAGCUGCAGGGGUUGGCAUUGAGCAAGAUGGCCAUCAGCGAACGCCGUUGCAUCCACAGGGAACGACAAGAUGGGGAACUUCGGGAAGAAACAAGAAGGACGAGGAAGAGCGAGAAAGAGCGACACAUUUAGAGAGAUGUGAUCAGUGUCGCGCGGAGCAGGAGGAAAAUAGGGGAUCAAAAUCCAUGAUUCUGCCUACCUCGAUGAGCGUCAAGGAGUUACCUCAGCAGAACGAACGUGGUGAAAUGGACCCAACCCACGAUGUCGCCGAUGUAGCGCCUACAGAUCAACCUUUUACGGUUGUAGGUACCCGCAAAUCACAACUAGUACGAGCCUGGCUGUCGAUCUCCGGCAUGACCUGCAGCUCCUGCGUUGGCAAUAUCACUGAGGUUCUCCGAUCUAAGACGUGGAUACAGUCUGUUGAUGUCAAUCUUCUCACCAACAGCGCAUCUGUGGACUUUUAUGGCAGGGAACAUCUUGGCGAUAUUACCGAUGCCAUCGAAUCCACUGGGUACGAAGCAACAGUUCACCAGAACGAAGAUAUUGAGGAUCAGACCACCGAUGAUUUAUCACGGACGGACGAUAUAUGGCGCGCAUCUUAUGCCAUAGGUGGAAUGACGUGCAGUUCUUGCGUUGGUAGCAUUGAGAGAGCGCUUGAGAUGUUUGACUGGGUUGUGAGGGUAGAAGUCAACUUGAUCUCAAAUAGCGCUACGGUGCUAUUCAAAGGGAAAGGCCACCUGGGGCAAAUUGCGAAGGCCAUUGAAGAGAUAGGAUACGAGGCGACAUUGAGUGCUAUGGACGAUUUGAACAUGGCUCGCAAGCAGGACAAUCAGAGGACGGUAUCUAUUCGCGUUGACGGCAUGUAUUGUGAUCAUUGCCCUUCGCGAAUCUUGGACGCAUUGAAAGCGGGCGGGAGCCGUGUGCAAAUCGAGGGGACUCUAUCAAGGACGAAUCCCAUCUUGAAGGUCACAUACAUUCCUGACGCACCCGAAUUUACGAUUCGACACAUUCUUGCCACCAUAUCGGCAGCAGAUGCAUCUUUUAGAGCCUCUGUCUAUCAUCCUCCGACACUUGAAGAACGCUCCCAAAAGAUGCAAGCCGAACAUAGGCGCCGUAUUUUGCUUCGUCUCAUACUUUCUAUCACGGCCGCCAUCCCGACUUUUAUAAUCGGAAUUGUCUUCAUGAACCUUCUGCCAUCUAGCAAUACCGGUCGGCAGUACUUGAUGCAUCCGAUAUGGUCCGGUAACGUUAGUCGAGGGGAGUGGGCGCAGUUUAUCACAGCUACCCCUGUUUACUUCUUCGCAGCAGACCUCUUCCACCGUCGCGCAAUUAGGGAGAUACGAGCGCUGUGGAGACCAGGAAGUCAGACACCAAUCCUCCAAAGGUUUUACCGUUUUGGUAGUAUGGAUAUGCUUAUGUCUUGGGGUGUCUCGAUUGCUUAUUUCUCUUCAAUCGCCGUGCUGGCUAUCGAUGCUACGCAACCUUCUGAUGCAACAGCGAUGAAAGCAAGUUCCUCUUAUUUCGAUGCUGUAGUGUUCUUAACAAUGUUCCUAUUGAUCGGAAGGCUACUCGAAGCAUAUAGCAAAGCGAAGGCCGGGGAUGCGGUGACGAUGUUGGGGAAACUUCGACCGACUGAAGCAAUCCUCACUAGUCACAGGGGAGGAGGUUUCGGGUACAACCACCAUAAUACCCAGGGACAGCAACAGUCAGUCCACAUUGACCUGGUCGAAUGCGGUGAUACCGUUCGAGUCCUUCACGGCGGCUCUCCGCCUUGCGAUGGCAUUAUUAUCGAAGGCGAGUCGAGGUUUGACGAGUCGAGUCUGACAGGGGAAUCCAGACUCCUGGCGAAGUCAAUCGGUGAUGAAGUCUUUUCCGGCACAAUCAAUACAGGCGACCCUAUCUCUAUCGAAGUCUCUCGUAUCUCUGGAGCCUCUAUGCUAGAUCAAGUCGUUGCAGCUGUCCGAGAGGGGCAGACAAAACGAGCGCCAAUUGAGCGCGUUGCCGAUGUACUGACCAGCUAUUUUGUCCCGGUUGUCACCUUCAUUGCGGUCUCCACUUGGAUUAUCUGGUUGAGUCUCGGACUUUCUGGCUCGCUUCCUCAAAGCUACCUGGAUGUUGGCGUUGGAGGCUGGCCGUUCUGGUCGUUACAAUUUGCAAUCGCCGUCUUCGUUAUCGCUUGUCCUUGUGGCAUUGGACUCGCUGCUCCUACCGCUCUCUUCGUUGGUGGUGGUCUAGCAGCCAAACAUGGGAUCCUCGUCAAAGGGGGAGGAGAGGCGUUUCAAGAAGCCAGCGAUCUUGAUUGUAUUGUCUUCGAUAAGACUGGUACGCUGACCCAAGGCGGAGAGCCUGCUAUUACCGACCAUGUCUUGGGUAGCGAGGAGGACUCUGACUUUACCUUUGGUGCAAUUAAGGUAUUAGAAGAGAGCAGUAGCCACCCGAUUGCAAAGGCGUUAGUUUCAUUCUGCGAGGCUAGGCAGGCGGAAAGACUUCAAUCGACACGACUAACAGAAAUUCCUGGCAAGGGACUAAAGGGUUCCGUGGUGUCGGCGACAACCAAGGAGAGCAUCGAGGUCUUGAUCGGGAACGAGCCUUUGAUGAUGGAUCACAACGUUGAUAUCCCGAAAUCAUCCGUUGCUACCCUUGAGAGCUGGAAGGUUCAAGGGAAGUCGGUUGCGUUGGUGGCUGUGAGAUCGGUCUCCAACGCCGAGACACCUGUAACAACAUUGAAAACGGAAACGACUUGGAGGCUGUCAGCAAUUUUUGCAAUAGCGGAUCCGCUUCGUCCUGAAGCUCGCGAUGUCAUUAUGGCGCUUCGCGGCCGGGGCAUCGACGUUUGGAUGAUAUCUGGCGACAGCCCUACCACAGCGUUUGCGGUAGGCGAUCUGGUUGGCAUUCCAAGAACAAACAUUAUCGCUGGGGUCCUACCCAAUCAAAAGGCAGAGAAGAUCAAGUCCCUUCAGAAAUCCUUGAAGAAGAUGAAUCGCGGUUAUCAAAGAGCAAUAAUCGCCAUGGUUGGAGAUGGUAUCAAUGACUCUCCUGCUCUAACCGUGGCCGACGUGGGCAUUGCCAUUGGCUCUGGAUCAGACAUCGCCAUUUCCUCUGCGGAGUUUGUCCUCAUUUCACCGGGCCUGGCCCCCUUGCUCACGCUCAUCGACCUCAGCCGAACCGUGUUCACAAGAAUCAAAUUCAAUUUCGGCUGGGCCCUGGUCUACAAUUUGCUUGCCCUCCCUGUAGCUGCUGGCGCGCUAUAUCCGAUCAAGACCAGUGGAGGCCAUGUCAGGCUUGACCCUGUCUGGGCUAGUGUAGCUAUGGCAUUAAGCAGUCUGAGUGUUGUCUGUAGCAGCCUUCUGUUGAGGACGAGGCUGCUGGUCGUGGGUUUUAGAGCGGGCAAGGGGCGAACAGGGUCUCGAGAGUAAACUGCGGAGUCUCUGCUGAUUAUAGGGAUUCAAGGUUUGGGUUUGGGUUUUUUUAUCAACUAUUUGCAUUUUCAAAAGCCUAGCAGUUAACUGUCAUGCAAGUGGAGCUUGGCUGAAAGUUUCAGGUUCUCUCAUGUCUGUCCGUGCAAUUUCGAUGGAUUAAGUAGCAGCUGUUUCACGAGCCUCAGUUGGUUCCUUUUAGUUGCUUGGCGC